Penicillium egyptiacum is the source of this 1479-nucleotide messenger RNA. The record is from the annotation of a GenBank genome assembly. Lineage: Eukaryota; Fungi; Ascomycota; Eurotiomycetes; Eurotiales; Aspergillaceae.
AUGUCGACUUUUGAGCGCUCUCCAAAUACCGAGGCCUCUCGACCUAUCUACAAAGUCUAUAAGCGACGCUUCUGGGGCCUGGCACAGCUGGUAUUGCUGAAUAUCGUCGUCAGUUGGGACGUAUGCGCUACUUUACGAUUGAUCCAUAUAUCGACUUUGCAUAUCGCUGACUCGCGUAUACAGUGGUUGACCUUCUCGUCCAUCUCGACAACGGCCGCGGAGUACUUCGAUGUCUCAGAGAGCGCUAUUAACUGGAUGAGCACUGGCUACCUCUUCGCCUUCUGCGUUGUUAGCCCCAUCGUCAUCUGGAUCCUGAACAAAGGCGGCCCAAAACCAGCUAUAAUUACCACCGCCACGCUCCUACUAUUCGGCAACUGGCUCAGAUAUGCCGGCACCAGAGCGAACGGCGGCAUCUUCGGGCUCGCGAUGUUCGGCCAGAUCCUAAUAGGGUUCGCGCAACCCUUCUGCCUCUGCGCACCAACCCGAUACAGCGAGCUCUGGUUCUCCGACAAAGGCCGCACGAGUGCAACAGCAGUUGCCAGUCUAGCGAACCCACUCGGCGCAGCCCUGGGCCAGCUAAUCGACUCGGAGUGGGCGUCAAAACCCUCCGAUAUUCCAAAUAUGGUCCUGUACAUCUCGAUCAUCUCCACCGUCGCAGCAAUCCCAUCAUUCUUCCUCCCGGCGUCACCACCAACACCCGCAAGCGCAUCCUCCGCAAAGCCGCACACGCCACUAGGCGCAGCAGUGCGCGAACUAACCCGCACGCGGGAAUUCUGGCAGAUCUUCAUCCCAUUCUCUGUAUACGUGGGCUUCUUCAACAGCGUCUCCUCACUGCUAAACCAAAUCCUCAGUCCGCACGGGUUCUCCGAGACAGAAGCAGGCAUUGCGGGCGCCAUCCUGAUCGUGGUGGGACUCGUCGCGUCGGCAAUCAUGUCGCCGAUAACAGACCGGUACAAGCACUACCUUGGCACUAUCCGGGUUCUAGUUCCCGUGGUUGCAGCCACGUAUAUCGGGCUGAUUUUUGCGCCGGGCAGUCCGGCGGGAAUCCCGCCUUCGUAUGUGGUUAUGGCGCUGCUGGGCGCGGCGUCGUUCGUGAUACUGCCGAUUGUUCUAGAGUACCUGGCUGAGAUUACUUAUCCGCUCUCGUCGGAGAUUGGGAGUACCAUCUGCUGGACGGGUGGGCAGUUGCUCGGUGCGUGCUUUAUUCUUAUUCAAGAUGCGUUGAAGGCUGGGGCUGGGGCUGCGCCGCCGUAUAAUAUGCGAAAUGCGUUGAUAUUUGCGGCUGUCGUUGCUGUUGUGGCUGCGCCGUUUCCCAUGACGAUUGGCCUCUUUGGGAGGGCUGUUCAUCGUCGUAGAUGGGAUGUGGAUCGCGGCGUUGAGUUGCAGCAGGUUGGGGAGGUGGAUGGGCCGGUUGACAAUGUUAAGAGGGUUAGAUCUGAUGAGUCUGCUGUGGAUACUGAUACGCUGAUCAAGACUUGA